Messenger RNA from Hypanus sabinus (Atlantic stingray), 1444 nucleotides. It is a transcript of the gene dctn6, whose product is annotated as dynactin subunit 6. Gene Ontology annotation, cellular component: dynactin complex. The transcript is spliced from 7 exons. The record is from RefSeq and is a predicted model, not a curated record. Gene Ontology annotation, biological process: mitotic spindle organization. Lineage: Eukaryota; Metazoa; Chordata; Chondrichthyes; Myliobatiformes; Dasyatidae. Gene Ontology annotation, molecular function: dynein complex binding. Bases 42 to 626 code for a protein of 194 amino acids.
UGGGGCGACGCGCAUGCGUACCGGCCGUGAGGAGUGGCAAGAUGGAGACCGGGUCGGGGAGGUUGGUACAGAAAAGUGUUAAAAUUGCAGCUGGAGCUGUUGUCUGUGUGGAAAGUGAAAUCAAAGGAGAUGUAACUAUUGGUCCUAGGACAGUAGUUCAUCCUAAGGCUCGUAUUAUCGCAGAAGCAGGACCGAUCGUCAUUGGAGAAGGGAACUUGAUUGAAGAACAAGCACUUAUUAUUAACAGCUAUCCAGAAAAUCUUGUGCCUCAAAAGGAAGAUAUUGAACCUAAAGUUAUGACUAUUGGAACAAACAAUGUAUUUGAAGUUGGUUGUCAUUUUGAAGCUCUGAAGAUUGGAGAUAACAAUGUAAUUGAAUCUAAAGCAUAUAUAGGUAGAAAUGUGAUCCUAACCAGUGGAUGUAUUAUUGGAGCCUGCUGUCAUGUAAAUUCCUGUGAAGUUAUUCCAGAAAACACAGUUAUCUAUGGAGUAGAUUGUAUGCGAAGAGUACAGUCGGAACGCCCACAGCCACAAACUCUACAGCUUGAUUUCCUGAUGAAGAUCUUGCCUAAUUAUCAUCACCUGAAGAAAACAGUGAAAGGAUGCUCCACUCCAAUAAAAAGCUGAAGAGGACCAGAAUCUGAGUUCUGCGGAGGAGCUAAUUUAUUUUGUUAUAAGCUUGGUAUCCGAGAAACAGCAGUCAUGCUGAAACAAUUGCAUGUAGAACCUUAUCCUGUAGUAUAUAACGUGUCCUUCAUGAUUAAAUGAAAAUAUAAUUUGUUAUAACAAUUGUUGAUUUGUUUCAGUUAACUUGGUCAGUUCUUGUUUUCACUAUUUAGUUAAUCCUAAUCCUUUAAAGUAAUUAUGUAAAUAUUACAGCAAUCUUAAUGUGGACCAAAAACUAACUUUAAAGACAAAGGGCAUUACAAAACUUGUUGGUCUUCUGUUUAUUUUGCAUAAAAUUAAUAGUUCUCUUCCCCCUUCCAUAUCAUUAUAUACUAAUGAAGAAGCUGAAACUAAAAAUGCAGUAGUCCAGUAUAGUAGUUUACCAUGGUAAUGAAGCAAUUUGUGAGAUGCUAUUAUAGCUUGGUGUGCCAGAGUUCGGAGUUCACUUCUAUAAGGAAUUUGUACAUUUUUCUCGUGAGCACGUGGGUUUCCUCCAGUUGCUCCGCAGUCCAAAGGUGUACCAAUUAAUCGGUCAUUGUAAAUUGCCCUGUGAAUAGGCUUGUUGGGCCGGAAGAGCCUGUUUCACGCUGUAUCUCCAAAUAAAAUAAAACAUAAAAUAUUUACUAUUAGUUCCUUGAUUCCAUUUUCAACAAUUCUCAGCCUUUAUUGAUUAAAUUUGAUUAAGUGAAAAUUACUUAUACAAAACUUAAACUACCAACACUGAUUGCGAAGAAAACAUUCAGUUAUAAUGUAUGAUUUACCUACUUUACAAUAAUAAA